GUCUCUUUUCUGUCUGGACACUCACACGCAAACUCUCCAUGCAACUUAUCCAGUAAGCUCAUGAUGACAAUUGCAUUGACCUAAAACCCCUUCACAAUGGCCGAUACGCUCUCCGAAAAACCACAACAACCACAACAACAACCCUCCCCUCCCUCCACCGCAACCACCGCAACCACUAAUCCCCCCUCGUCCUCCCCCACCUCCAUCCGCAUCCUCACCCUCAACUGCUGGGGCCUCAAAUACAUCGCCAAACUGCGGCAUGAGCGCCUCACCGAGAUCGGCCGACGGCUGGCCAUCGCCACCCCACCGCCCGAGAUCGUCGGGCUGCAAGAAUGCUGGACGCAGGCGGACUACGAGAGCAUCCGGCAGCAGACGCGCCACAUCCUGCCGCACGGCAAGUUCUACCACGGGGGCAUCUGGGGCGCGGGGCUGGCGAUCCUGUCGCGGUGGCCGAUCGAGGAGAGCAGCAUGGUGGGGUACCCGCUGAACGGGCGGCCGACGGCCUUCUUCCGCGGGGACUGGUACGUGGGGAAAGGGGUGGCGUGCGCGCGUGUGCGGGUUGGGGCCGCUCCCCAGGAAGUGGCCGAGGUGUUCUGCACGCACCUGCACGCGCCGUACGAGCGCGAGCCCAACGACUCGUACAUCUGCCACCGGACGGCGCAGGCGUGGGAGAUCGCCAAGCUGAUGCGCGGCGCCGCCGAGCGCGGCCACCUCGUCAUCGGCCUGGGCGACUUCAACAUGCUGCCCUCGUCGUUCGCGCACCGUCUCAUCCAGGCCCACAGCCCCGUCCGCGACGUCUGGCAGGUCCUGCAUCCGGAUUCCUCCCUGGGCGCCGCCAUCGACCCCGUCGAGCAGGCGCGCGGGAAGCCCGUCCCCUCGGCGCGGUUCAAUGUCACAGAGAAUGGGGCCACCUGCGAUGGACGGUUCAAUACUUGGCGCUGGAGUAAGGAGGAUCAGAAGCGGUUGCUCAAAAAGGGUGAGGAGAUCGAGGUCGAUCCCGAGGCCCCGUGUCCGCGCGGCAAGCGACUCGAUUAUAUCUUUGUUGGAGAUGGAAGUGGUGGUGGUGGUGGUGGUGGUGGGUUGCGGUCUCCGUCAGUCCCACAAUGGACCGUCAAGUCGGUCCAGUUGAGUAUGAUGGAGCGCCAUCCGACGCUGCGAUGCUCGCUGAGCGAUCACUUCGCCGUGGAGGCGGUCAUCACGCGCGAGGAGGCGCAGGAGCAGUCUGCUAAGCUGGAGGCUGAAGGGAGUAGCGCUGCUGCCGCUGCUACGGCUGCUGAUGGCUCGUCACUCGCUCCCAACACCACCCUCGAGCCAGAGACCUAUGACCGCAUCAUCGAGAUGAUCGACAAGUAUGUCCAGCGGGAACGCUCGCAGCGACGCUGGCGACUCGCACACUUUGUCGCCUCCGUGUUUGUGUCGAUCGGCUGUAUGGUGGGCGUUUGGUGGACCGGCGACCACCUGCCAUAUGUGGCCUUCAUCCUGCUGUUCGUGAGCACGUUGAACUUUGGCGCGGGAAUCCUGGAUGGAUUGAUUGGAGGGUUAUUUAUGUCCAGCGAGCUGCGCGCGCUGAAGGAGUUUGAGUGGGAGGUUCGGAACGCGAAGCAGAUCGCCGAGGCGGCUGCUGCUGCUGGGACGUCGAAGAGGGCGGGAUGAGCUUUCUUGUAUGAUUGUGUGUAUAAUAUGUGUGGUCUUUGUAUAUAAGUUAAUGUUUACUAGGCUGAGAUUGAU
Molecule: messenger RNA, 1728 nt
Organism: Aspergillus brunneoviolaceus CBS 621.78
Lineage: Eukaryota; Fungi; Ascomycota; Eurotiomycetes; Eurotiales; Aspergillaceae
Product: inositol phosphosphingolipid phospholipase
Exons: 1
Coding region: 97-1653 (518 amino acids)
Cellular component (GO): cytoplasm
Molecular function (GO): sphingomyelin phosphodiesterase activity
Source: RefSeq, a predicted model, not a curated record